AUGCCUCACUGUUUUUCCUCUCAAGGUUCAGUCAUCUUCAUGAAUGCCUCUGGUGUCACAGAAUUUACCUUCCUGGGUCUUCCCCAUUCCCGUCCCAUCCAGCUCCUUCUUUUCGUCCUGGUCUCAGCCUGCUAUGUUGCAAUCCUACUAAGCAAUCUUCUCAUUGUGAUGACAGUGUGUGUCGAUUCUCGGCUCCUCCAGUCCCCCAUCUACUUCUUCCUGGCCAACUUAUCCAUCAUUGAUACUGCCUUGGGUUCUGUGGCUAUCCCCAAGAUGGCAGCAGACCUGAUAAGCUGUGGUAGGACCAUCCCCUUUGCAGGAUGCAUGACUCAACUCUUCUUCCUUCACUUCUUGGGAGGUUCGGAGAUGUUCCUCCUCACACUCAUGGCUUAUGAUCGCUAUGUGGCCAUCUGCCACCCGCUUACAUACACUACCACAAUGAACCGUCUGCGUUGUGUCAAGCUCCUUACCUCCUGCUGGGUAGGAGGCCUGGUCCACUCAGCCACUCAAACAAUCCUGAUCGUCCGGCUUCCAUUUUGUGGGCCGAAUGAGUUGGACAAUUUCUUCUGUGAUGUGCAACAGGUGAUCAAACUGGCUUGUGCAGAUACCUAUGUCACUGAGAUACUCAUGGUGGCCAACAGUGGACUGCUCUCCCUUGUCUGCUUCAUCAUUUUGUUGGUUUCCUAUGGUGUCAUCCUGGCCACCCUAAAAGGACACUUCAAGGAGGGUGGAAGAAAAGCUCUGUCCACUUGUAGCUCUCAUUUGACCGUGGUCUGCUUCAUUUUUGUGCCCUGCCUCUUUGUUUACCUUGUACCUUUCUCCAGCUCCAGUGUGGACAAAAUGGCUUCCACGUUCUACACAGUAGUCACUCCUGCCCUCAAUCCCAUUGUAUAUGCCUUGAGGAAUCAGGAAAUGAAAGAGGCUAUGGGGCGAUUAAAGAAUAAAUGCUUUUUCUCAUGUUCUAGUGUGAAGGGAGAAAAAGCAUGA
This is a messenger RNA of Sceloporus undulatus (fence lizard), 987 nucleotides long. RefSeq names its product olfactory receptor 4Q3-like. Gene Ontology annotation, molecular function: G protein-coupled receptor activity; olfactory receptor activity. The record is from RefSeq and is a predicted model, not a curated record. Bases 1 to 987 code for a protein of 328 amino acids. Lineage: Eukaryota; Metazoa; Chordata; Lepidosauria; Squamata; Phrynosomatidae. Gene Ontology annotation, cellular component: membrane. Gene Ontology annotation, biological process: G protein-coupled receptor signaling pathway. The transcript has a single exon.